AUGAGUUCGAGCAAAACCUUUGAGCUGGCGGGGCAGCACUUCCCGAGAGUGACAUGGUGGAAGAAUCCAGGAAUGAGGAAGACCUAUAUCUGCUUGAUGUUCGUGGUAUUGACAUCGGCUACAAACGGAUACGAUGGAUCGAUGAUGAAUGGGCUACAGACCUUGGAUUACUGGCAGGAAUACUUUAACCAUCCCCGCGGGUCGCUCUUGGGAAUACUCAGUGCUAUCAUGUCUCUCGGGUCCCUGGCGGCUUUACCUGUAGUGCCUUAUGCGGCUGAUAUGUUGGGACGUCGUAUGAGCAUCUUGAUCGGUUGCUCGAUAAUGAUCCUGGGAGUAAUUCUCCAGAGCAUCAGCGCCAACUUUGGGAUGUUUCUGGCAGCCCGAUUCUUGAUCGGAUUCGGAGUCGCCAUCGCGCAUGGCGCCUCGCCUUUGCUCGUCACCGAACUGGUUCACACUCAACACCGCGCGAUAUUCACGACUAUCUAUAAUACUACGUGGUAUUUCGGCAGCAUCGUCGCAGCUUGGCUUACUUUCGGUACCAACAACAUUCAGAGUGACUGGUCAUGGAGAGCCCCGACAGUCGUUCAAGCUCUACCAUCUGUGCUUCAAAUGAUUUUCAUUUGGUUUGUUCCCGAGUCGCCUCGAUUUCUUAUCUCCAAAGGCAAGCAUGAGCAGGCGCUGAAAGUCAUGGCCGAUUGCCACGCAAACGGUGACCAGGAGGACGAGGUUUUGCAGCUGGAGAUGCGCGAGAUUAAAGAGACAAUCAAGUUGGAACAGGAAUUCGAAAGUAAUAGCUGGAUUGAACUGAUCCGGACAAAAGGAAACCGACAUCGUUUGAUCAUCUUGAUCAGUGCGGGUUUGUUUUCCCAGUGGUCUGGCAACGGCCUAGUUUCAUAUUACAUCCACACAAUCCUUGAAGAUAUUGGCUACACGAGCUCGGUUGUCCAGAAUCUCAUCAAUGGCUUCCUUCAGAUUAGCAACUUCAUCGUGGCAUUGGGUAUGUGCUUUGUGGUGGACAAGGUCGGUCGUCGUCGGCUCUUUCUCUUCUCCACGGCAGGCAUGCUGGGGGCUUUCAUUGUCUGGACGAUCUGUUCGGCUCGGUAUGAUAUUAGCAAGGAGCAUGCUGCAGCUCAGGCUGUGGUCGCCAUGAUCUAUAUUUAUUACAUGUUCUACAACAUGGCAUGGUCUGGUCUGCUGGUCGGAUAUACUGUGGAAAUUCUUCCUUACAGUAUCCGUGCCAAGGGCAUGACGGUUGUGUGGCUCUGCAUCGAUGCAGCACUCUUCUUUAAUCAAUACAUCAACCCUAUCGCCCUAGACCACAUCCACUGGAAGUAUUAUAUCUUCUACUGCGUCUGGCUGGGCUUCGAACUGAUUGUGGUUUGGUUCUUCUACAUUGAAACACGGAAUACGCCCCUAGAAGAAAUCGCUCGUCACUUUGAUGGUGAUGCAGCAAUGGUUGGAGGAGCUGGCGGGACUGAGAAAGGCCGCGAUCUGGUCAACACGCUGCACAUUGAGGAUACACACCCAACUAGCGAGACAAAGAAGGAUGGAGGUAUUAUUAGUGAAGUAAAGGUCUAA
Molecule: messenger RNA, 1578 nt
Organism: Aspergillus wentii DTO 134E9
Lineage: Eukaryota; Fungi; Ascomycota; Eurotiomycetes; Eurotiales; Aspergillaceae
Product: hexose transporter protein
Exons: 5
Coding region: 1-1578 (525 amino acids)
Biological process (GO): transmembrane transport; carbohydrate transport
Cellular component (GO): membrane
Molecular function (GO): carbohydrate:proton symporter activity
Source: RefSeq, a predicted model, not a curated record